AAUUCCUCCAAUAUUGAUUGAAGCACCUCUAUUGGUACUGAUGAUAAACUCGGACAGAUGAUAAAGUCGACCACCUACGAAUUAUUCGAUUGCAAUCGGUUAUUUAUAUAAUUGAACACCCCGUGUAAUAGCAAUCACUUACAAUACCAACUGGUGUAAACAAAAACAAAAUUGUCAUCUUGUGGAAGUGUAACAUUGGAAAAGAGGUAACAGGUGAAAACGACGACUAUGGAAAUGGAAGCAGAGAGGAAAAAGGCAGAACAGAGAAGGAAGAUAGAGUAUCAAGUAGCAUGUGAGGAGAGAGCACAUAGAAUAGUGGAGAGACUUAUAGAUAACCCAGUUACUCAGGAACAGUUGAUUAAUGCUUUACAUUACAUCACCCCGAAUCACUACGGAGAUAUUGUUGAGGAAAGAGCUGUCGCAAAGCAGUGUGGCUAUCCACUAUGUCCUAAAGAUUUGUCAGAUGUUCCAAAACAGAAGUAUGUAAUUUCAACAAAGACCAACAAAGUGUAUGAUAUAGAGUCAAGGAAGAAUUUCUGCAGUCCACGAUGUUAUAAAGCUUCAAAACAUCUGGAAUGUCAGAUUUCCAGUGAUCCAGUAUGGUCAAGGAAAAAUAUGCGUCCAACUCAGUUUGACAUCUUGGCUCUGGAUUUGAAAACAGGAAAGUUGGGAGAUGAAGUGAUUGUGAGUAAGGCAGGAGUGAUUAGGGAUGAUCUUAGUAGACUUGAGAAGCUUGAUAAGUAUCAGAAAAACCUGGCAGAGAGGAUACAUGAACAUAAUGUAGAUAUGGAAGAGGAAGAAAGAGCUAGAAGGUCUAAAAGUGAAAAAAAUGAGAAUGAAGAGUCUGAAGUAGGAGAGAAUGCUACAGAAGAUGGUGCAGUUGUUUACACUUUAGACAAGACAAUGAAUGAACUAAGUUUAGAAAGAAAUGAUAGAGAUGAAAAGGAUGGAAAACAAAAUGAUACGGAACAGUUGAAUGAUGACAUGAAAAGCAUAAAUGAUUCAGAAUCUUGUAUAGAAAAAGCUUCUGGAGACAAAGUUAAUGCUGACUCAAGGGAGACUGUGGAUGCUCAAGAAAAUAACAUUCAUAGUGCAGUGAAGUCAACUGGCUCUAAAACCUCGAAAAGAAACAAAGAAGCAGGUCCAAGUAAAUCAAAAACUGAUUACUUAAUGCAGUUACUUGAUAAAAGAAAGUCUUUGCUAGCUAAAAUGGCUGAUAUUCAAAAUGAUAACCCUAAGGAUGAGGGUAAACAGAAGCAAGAGUAUGAAGACAGAAGAGUCAGAGAAACUGUAGCUGACAAGGCUAGAAGAGAUGACAAUGUUGCAAGAAAAAAGGAAAAUAUAACCUUAGUUCCAGAAGGUACUAAAACUGAAUUACCAGAUCUCUCUGCAAAACAAGGAGAAUCUGGGGAAAUCAAAACUUCAGAAAAAAGUUAUUGUAAAACUGUAGCAGAAAAGAAAAAGGAGAAAGACAGUAUCAAGAAUUCUGUUAAAGAUGAACAGAAAAGGACAGGUGGUGUGUCAGCAUUAGACUUAAUCUGUAAAGGUGUUCAGUCAUGGAUUACUUUAAAGUCUGUAGAGCAUUUGAAAGUUGCUGAACAAGAUGAGAAAAAACUGGAGUGCAGUACAGUAAAUAAGGCAUUUGAGAAACAAUAUCAGGAUCUUGUUGCUAAAGUUGAUGCACAGGAGAAAGACUUUGAUGCUUUGCUAGGUGAGGAGACAAUGACCUCGGACCAUACAGACAGGCCGUCUGCUCCGCUACCUCAUUUUGAUGUUCUAAGGGAAGAAUUGGAAGCUGACCAAAUUAGAGUGCAGGAGUUUAUGAAGGGAUCCUUUACUUAUAAAGUGAAAGAAAAACAAUCUGGUGACAAGGAUUUGGAGGGUUCCAGCAUAGUUGUUUUACCAACUGUGGACAGAUAUGAUCAGCUGUUGAUCAGACAGAGGAUUGUGAUUGACAGAAUAAGCAAAGUAUUGCCAGAUGUGUUGUCUCCUUUACAUUUGUUGAUACAGGAUGUAUUUACUGAACUGAGAGAGCUGAUCUGUACAUUCAAUUUGACAAGUGACAAUAUUACAUUUAAGCCAGCAGAGUGGACCAUUGUUACAGUGAUACUACUCAGAAUGUUAUCAAGAAGAAUGAUCACAGUCCAGAGAAGUUUUACCAGUCCAGGAGCCGAGAAAUAUUUCACCCUGUUGUUGUCCAGUAUUGGUGCCGGUAUAGACAGUGUAGAUGGGAUAGUGAACAAUUUGUUGAAAAUUGAGAAACCUAGAAAAGUCAGAAUGAUUUCUGUGGAAUAAUACAAUGUGAAUUUGAAGAGUACUUAAUUUCAGAGUUCGCCGCAGCAAUUUGAAGUGUGUCAGUUGUAUACGGAAUAAAGAAAAAAAGAUA
Mercenaria mercenaria is the source of this 2386-nucleotide messenger RNA. Its product is annotated as putative RNA polymerase II subunit B1 CTD phosphatase rpap2. Gene Ontology annotation, molecular function: RNA polymerase II CTD heptapeptide repeat phosphatase activity; RNA polymerase core enzyme binding. The record is from RefSeq and is a predicted model, not a curated record. Bases 229 to 2295 code for a protein of 688 amino acids. The transcript is spliced from 11 exons. Lineage: Eukaryota; Metazoa; Mollusca; Bivalvia; Venerida; Veneridae. Gene Ontology annotation, cellular component: nucleus; cytoplasm.